UUGUUGCAGUUUGACAGCCGCCGCCGGUCUCCGCUGUCGUUGCCCUUUUGACAUAACAGAUAAUAAAAAUAUUAUUCAAAUAAAAUGUUUGCAUUAACUAUAUUAUAUGUAUUUUUGUUAACGAAUUGUGUUGAUUAUGCGUUCAGUAUUCGUUGCUAUGAUUGCAACAGCGCUAACAACUCCAUGUGCCUGGACCCCACGGUGUACGACGCGGAGACGGUGAGGAAGUUCCUGGGAACCAUUGAUUGCCAGGCCGAUGUCGAAGCACCGCAAAGGAAAGAUUUCUUUUGCAGGAAGAUUGUGCAGACCAUAAUGUUCAAGGGUCACGAGCCAGAGGUCAGAGUAACCCGGGGCUGCGGCUGGGUGCGGCACCACCGGGACUGCUACAAGGCAGACAAUGAAGACCACUUGGAGACUGUUUGUCAAUGUUUCGAAGACGAUUGCAAUGCGGGAACCGCGCUCACGUAUACUACCGCCCUUGUCACGGCUCUCAGUAUACUGGUUAUUUAUUUCUAGUAAAAUUUUUAAUAUUACAA
Messenger RNA from Papilio xuthus (Asian swallowtail), 536 nucleotides. The record is from RefSeq and is a predicted model, not a curated record. Lineage: Eukaryota; Metazoa; Arthropoda; Insecta; Lepidoptera; Papilionidae.